Messenger RNA from Gymnogyps californianus (California condor), 1428 nucleotides. RefSeq names its product fibroblast growth factor 10 (gene FGF10). Gene Ontology annotation, biological process: positive regulation of canonical Wnt signaling pathway; fibroblast growth factor receptor signaling pathway; secretion by lung epithelial cell involved in lung growth. The transcript has 5 exons. The record is from RefSeq and is a predicted model, not a curated record. Gene Ontology annotation, cellular component: cytoplasm. Gene Ontology annotation, molecular function: type 2 fibroblast growth factor receptor binding; growth factor activity; chemoattractant activity. Lineage: Eukaryota; Metazoa; Chordata; Aves; Accipitriformes; Cathartidae. Bases 323 to 958 code for a protein of 211 amino acids.
GAGAGUGUGUGUGUAAAGGGACCUUUCUGCAUCUAAGAUGGUGAAGAAAGGAGUGAGGAAGAGAACAAAAUAACUACUGGGAAGUCUCAAACCAGCUCUUUUUUCUGAGGGAGGACUCGAAGGAUUAAAAGGCAACAACUUCUGAGGCGAUUUGUCCCCUGAGUUAUGGAUGUUGGUGCACUUACUUCAGGCCAGAUCAGAGCUCAGAGGGAUCUAACCAGAAGCAGCAACCACCGGCUCUCCACUUGCCUUUUACCAGGUUUUACCCUUCCAGUAUGUUUCAUUUGAUAAGACAUUUUCCAGCGCCCAGAGUUUCAGUACAAUGUGCAAAUGGAUACUGACAAAUGGUGCCUCAGCCUUUUCCCACCUGCCUUGUUGCUGCUUGCUGCUGCUCUUCUUGGUGUCUUCUGUGCCUGUCACCUGCCAUGACCUCAGCCAGGACAUGGUGUCCCCGGAGGCCACCAACUCUUCUUCAUCAUCCUCCUCCUUCCCCUCGUCCUUCUCCUCUCCUUCCAGUGCGGGGAGACACGUGCGGAGCUACAAUCACCUCCAAGGAGACGUGCGCAAGAGGAAGCUCUACUCUUACAACAAGUACUUUCUCAAGAUCGAGAAGAACGGCAAGGUCAGCGGCACCAAGAAGGAGAACUGCCCCUUCAGCAUAUUGGAGAUAACAUCUGUAGAAAUUGGAGUUGUGGCCGUUAAGUCCAUUAAGAGCAACUAUUAUUUAGCCAUGAACAAGAAAGGAAAAGUCUACGGCUCUAAGGAGUUUAACAGUGAUUGCAAAUUGAAGGAAAGAAUAGAAGAAAAUGGAUAUAACACAUAUGCAUCCUUAAAUUGGAAGCACAAUGGAAGGCAAAUGUUUGUGGCCCUGAAUGGAAGGGGAGCCACAAAGAGAGGACAGAAAACAAGAAGGAAAAACACUUCAGCUCACUUUCUUCCAAUGGUAGUAAUGUCAUAGAUGAAGGAAAUAUUUUAUUGAUGCCGUUGAACCAAAGGCUCUUAUGUCAAGAAUAUUUGGUAAUCUUCUUGAAGAGUAAAUGCAAAGAAAUAGUGCAGACAUCGGCUUGUUUGAAAAGAGAGCCGGAGAAGCCUUUGACGGUUUUGUACUCGUUGCUGGCACAUGAAAUACUUUUAUUUAGUUCAGUGUCAUAUCUUAUAAUCAAGAUACAAGCUGGAUCAAAUGGGAUGGAAGUUAUUGCCAGUGUGAACAAUUUUUUUUUAACCUCUGCAAUGGAACUUAAGGGACAUGAGACAAUCUGUUGAAUGAUCUUCAUGGGGAAAGUUAUUUAUGGAAUACUAACUCAUAUCAAAGACCAUAAUUGGUCGUUCAAGCCUAAUGAUCCAAUGAACAGUUACACGCAAGCAUUUACUGGAAGCACUUGGGUCAUAUGCACAAAUAGUGACAUUUCUGGAGAAGCCUUGUGGAAG